GGGUCGGCCAGGCCUCAGGCCCGUUUCGCCCGUGAAAAUGUGGACCGUUCCGGCCCACCUCUCCCUCUCCUUCCCCAAAACCCCCCGAAACCCUAAUCCCCGAGCUCUCAAACCCUAAUCAUGUCGUGGUCUUCGUUCUCCCCCGCCGCCGACCGCCUCCGCCUCCUCCUCCGCCACCGCCGCACCUUCUCCUCCUCCUCCGCCGCGCCCGACGCCGCCGCCGCCGACGCGGAUCGCAUCGUCGCCAUUUGCCGCGCCGCCGCGCUCUCCCCCUCCUCCCACCUCGACCGCCACGCCCUCUCCCUCGCCGUCUCCUCCCUCUCCGCCUCCCGCUCCUUCGACCACCUCCGCUCCCUCCUCCACUCCCUCCUCCUCUCCCCCCACUCCCCUCCUCGCCACCUCUCCCACGCCAUCGUCCUCUUCGGCCAAGCCGGCCUCCUCGACGACGCCCUCCGCACCUUCCGCUCCCACCCCGACCUCCCCUCCCUCAACGCCCUCCUCUUCGCCUGCAUCCUCUCCCGCAACCACGACCGAGUCCCCCGCCUCUUCCGCGACCUCCCCGCCUCCCACGGCAUAAAUCCUAACCUCGACACCUACAACACCGUCCUCAAGUCCUUCUCCGAGUCCGGCACCUCGCGCUCCUUCUUCUCGGUGCUCGACGAAAUGUCCCGGGCUAAAAUCAAGCCCAACCGGACCACAUUCUACACCGCGCUCGCCGGAUUCUACAAAGAAGAGCGCUUCGACGAUGUGGAGAAGGUUCUGGAGCUGAUGAAGAAGCACGAUUGCCGCCCGGGGCUUACCACCUACAAUGUGCGGAUCCAGAGCUUGUGCAAGCUCAAGCGCCCCGGGGAAGCCAUGGCCUUGCUUAAGGAGAUGAAGGGGAAGGGAAUGAAGCCGAAUUGGGUCACUUACAACCAUUUGAUCUACGGGUUCUGCAAAGAAGGGGAUUUGGAGGAGGCGAAGAAGCUUUACAAGGAGAUGCGGAGUAGAGGGUGUGUGGGGGAUAGCGCGUUUUACUUCACUUUGAUCUAUUAUCUAUGUAAAGGCGGCGACUUUGAGACGGCAUUGGGGUUGUGCAGGGAGACUAUGGCGAGGAACUGGAUUCCGUGCUUCUCGACAAUGAAGAUGCUCGUUAACGGGCUCGUGAGCGCGUCGAAGGUUGAGGAGGCUAAGGAGAUUGUGGAGAAGAUAAAGGAGAAGUUCUCAGGGAAUGCGGAUAUGUGGAAGGAGGUGGAAGAGGCAUUGCCUCAGUAGCUUGAGAGGAUUAGUUUUGUACGCUUCGUUCUUUCUCGCGCUGAACUUGUGUUGGUAGUAUGGAGCCUAGAAUGAUCCAAAGUUACCUUACAUAUGAAUUCUCGUCGAGUAUGACUCUGCUUAUUUCACAUGCUUUUCGUGGAUUAUGUGGAGCCAAAUUUGUUAUAGCCCUCUCGUGAAAGUUUGCAAUGAUGAAGGCCGUUGUGAUGUUGCUGCAGCCCUAACGUUAGUAAUAAGAUUAAUUUUUUUGGAUGUUGUGGGAUGCUACGUGUUCCGAAUUUUUUAAGGUAUCUGGAAUUGCAGUAGUAAUGGUGUAAGAUCUGGAGGAAAAAUACAAAUUGAAGCUACUAUUUUUCAUUUCUUACCUAUCUUUGUUCUGUUUAAUAAAAGGAUAAGUUUGUUCGCUUA
This is a messenger RNA of Ananas comosus (pineapple), 1662 nucleotides long. Its product is annotated as pentatricopeptide repeat-containing protein At1g61870, mitochondrial. The transcript has a single exon. The coding region runs from base 121 to 1254 and encodes 377 amino acids. Gene Ontology annotation, molecular function: protein binding. The record is from RefSeq and is a predicted model, not a curated record. NCBI's taxonomy places the organism in Eukaryota, Viridiplantae, Streptophyta, Magnoliopsida, Poales, Bromeliaceae.